Nanorana parkeri is the source of this 26569-nucleotide messenger RNA. RefSeq names its product spectrin repeat containing nuclear envelope protein 1 (gene SYNE1). Gene Ontology annotation, molecular function: protein binding. Bases 1 to 26394 code for a protein of 8797 amino acids. The transcript has 144 exons. Gene Ontology annotation, cellular component: membrane. NCBI's taxonomy places the organism in Eukaryota, Metazoa, Chordata, Amphibia, Anura, Dicroglossidae. The record is from RefSeq and is a predicted model, not a curated record.
AUGGCUUUGUACAGAGAAGUUGGUACCCGGAAGGUCACUUCUGUGAAUUUGGUUACCGGGUUUUUUCAGUAUCUCCGGGAUGAACAAGAAGCAGUGCAAAAGAGAACCUUUACAAAAUGGAUCAAUUCACAUUUGGCUAAGAGGAAUCCUCCGUUAGUAAUAAAUGAUCUUUUUAUAGACAUAAAAGAUGGAACUAAGUUACUUGCAUUAUUGGAAGUCUUGUCUGGACAAAAACUGCCAUGUGAACAAGGAAGGCAAUUGAAGCGCAUUCACUGGGUAGCCAACAUUGGCGCAGCACUAAAGUUUCUGGAAGGCAGACGGAUUAAACUUGUGAAUAUCAACUCAACGGACAUUGUUGACGGGAAACCCACCAUUGUGCUUGGUUUGAUAUGGACCAUCAUUCUAUAUUUCCAGAUUCAAGAAUUGACCAGCAAUCUUCCACAACUUCAUUCACUGUCUAGUAGCACAUCUUCAGUAGACAGUGUGGUGAGCUCUGAGACCGGCAGCCCCCCAACCAAACGCAAAGUGGUCAAUAAAAUCCAAGGAAGUGCCAAGAAAGCCCUUCUUAGAUGGGUACAAUACACUGCAGCCAAACGCCUUGGAAUAGAAAUAAAAGAUUUUGGACCAAGUUGGAGAAAUGGCAUUGCCUUCCAUUCAAUGAUUUAUGCAAUUCGUCCAGAACUGGUGGACUUGGACAAACUAAAAGGAAGAAGUAAUCGGGAAAAUCUGGAAGAAGCUUUUUCAAUUGCAGAAAAUGAGUUGGGAAUACCAAGACUUUUAGAUCCUGAAGAUGUAGAUGUUGAUAAGCCUGAUGAAAAGUCCAUCAUGACCUACAUCGCUCAAUUCCUCAAACAUUAUCCUGAUCUUCACAGCACAGCAGGAGGCCAGCAAGAUGAUAAGGAAGAAGGACUGCUUCGAGACUUAAAGGUUUGGAUUGAACAGUUUGAACGGGAAAUCAGCCGAGCACAAACAGUAGAAAGCAGCUUACAGGACAAAUAUCAGUCAUUUAAACAAUAUAGAGUCCAGUAUGAAAUGAAAAGGAAGCAAGUUGAAAGUGUUAUAAAGCCAUGGGGCAAAGAUGGAAAAUUAUCACUUGAUCAGACAAUGCUGAAGCAAGCAUGGGAUAAAGUUUCAGCAAGGAUUCUUGAUUGGCAUGUACAACUUGAUAAAUCCCUACCAGCUCCUUUGGGAACCAUUGGCUCCUGGUUAUAUCGAGCGGAGAUUGCACUCAGGGAAGAAAUUAUCAUUCAGCAAUCUCACGAUGAAACAGCAAAUAUCAUACAAAGAAAAUUAGACCAACACAAGGACAUACUGAAGAAUCUGGAUGGUUAUAAAAAGGCUUUCCAGGAGAUCCACCGCUCACGGUCUGUCAACGGAGUCCCCGUCCCUAUAGAGCAGUUGGAAGACAUGGCAGAAAGGUUUAGUUUUGUUGCAUCUUCCUCCCAGCUUCAUAUGAUAAAGUUAGAAUUCAUGGAGUUAAAGUAUCGCCUUUUAGCUCUUUUGGUCCUGGCAGAAUCUAAACUCAAGUCUUGGAUCAUCAAAUAUGGAAGAAGAGAGUCUGUUGAACUGCUUCUACAAAAUUACAUUAUGUUUAUUGACGGCAGCAGGUUCUUUGAGCAAUAUGAAUUUACCAGCCAGUCUCUUAAGCAAGCAUCUGAGAUCUAUGUUAAAGCUGAAGGAUCAGCUGAAGAAGCUGAGAGUGUCACAAAGUUUUUAAAUGAGACUACUAUCCAGUGGAGGAACUUAUCGGUGGAAGUCAGAAGUGUCAGAAGCAUGCUUGAGGAAGUCAUUUCAAACUGGGAUAAAUACAGUGGUACAGUGGCCAGUUUACAAGCUUGGUUGGAGGAUGCUGAAAAGAUGCUGGAUCAGCCAGAGCAUGCCAAAAAGGAGUUCUUCCGCCACUUGCCUCACGUGAUCCAGCAGCACACGACAAUGAACGACUCUGGCAAUUUCCUGAUUGAAACUUGUGAUGACACAGUGUCUAAAGACAUCAAGCAACAGCUCCUAUUGCUGAAUGGCCGUUGGAGAGACCUAUUCAUGGAAGUUAAGCAUUAUGCCAGAGCAGAUGAUUAUGACCGGGCAAAGAGGGAAUAUGCGGAGGGUUUGAUAGCACUGGCAGCAUUUGCAGAAGGAGGCAACGAAAGAAUUUCCAUCCCGCUGGAAGUGUCCUUUUUAAAUGUCAAGAUGUUUGUUCAAGAUUUAGAGGAUAUCAAACAGAAAAUGCCAAUCAUAGAAGCUCAGUAUAAGUCAGUGACAAGGAUGGCUCAGCUUCUUACAAAGGAAUCGCCACCGUCUGAAGCCAGUGAGAUGUUGGCAGCAGUGGCAAGAAUUAAGGAACAUCUAAAUCGAAUACGGGAGCGAUAUCCUCCUCUAUUGUAUGAAUCACAACAACUUCUAUUGCCACUUGGAGAGUUUGAGGGUCACAUGACCAUUUUUUAUGAGACUCUUGAGAAACUAACUGGAAUUAUCUCAAUGUCAGACAUGGAUUUACAGUCGACUUCUGUUCUUAAACAGAAGCAGCGGGAGCUAAUAACAUAUCAAGAGAACUGUAAAAAAGCUUUGGUCAUCAUUGAGAAGAAUGGCCAAGCUGUUCACAAAGCACUGACAAUCAGCAAAUCGUUACACCAUUUUGACCGAUCUCUUCUGCAGAAGAAAAUAACAGAUGCUCAGUCUGCUUUUCAGACCAUGGUAAAGAAAAUAUCUGAGUGGAAAAAAACAGUAGAGUCCAACAGUAGCCUGAUGAAGAAGUUUGAAGAGUCCAGAGCAGAGCUUGAGAAAGUAUUGAAAACGGCAGAAACAUACCUGAAAGAGAAGGGAAACCCAGAGGAAUUACUAAAGAAGCACACUGAUUUUUUUGGGCAGUUAGAUCUGAAGGUUCUUAAUGCUUUCCUGAAAGCUUGUGAUGAGCUGACAGAUAUCCUGCCAGAGCAAGACCAGCAGCCACUUCAAGAAACUGUCAGGAAAUUACAUAAACAAUGGAAGGAUUAUCAGAGUGAAGCUCCCUACCAUUUACUACAUCUGAAAAUUGAGUUGGAGAGGAAUAGGAUUCUAUCUUCAGUUGAGGAAUGCCGAACGGAGUUGGUACGGGAAAACAAAAUACUUGCAGUAGAUGGCAGUCAGAAGGUUUUGAAAGAACACAGGGCUUUCUUUGGUGAGAAAGGAUGCUACCAGCUGUGUGAGAAGAGGCUGAGACUGAUUGAAGAGCUGUGUUUAAAACUACAGGAGAGGGACCCCAUAAAAGGAGUUUAUGAAAGCAGCAGAGUGGUGCUAAAAGACCUGAAAACUCAGAUUGAUAAUACACAUCUAAAACUGAUGGAGCAUCCGGACAAGUGGAAGAAUUUCAGGAUCAGAUUAAAAGAUGUGUCGGAUUGGCUGGCAGCAAAGGACAACCAGUUAAAUCAAAUUAAAAGCGGGGCUAAAGACAUUACAAAAUAUGAACAAAUAAAAUCGUCAGUGCAGGAAAUUAGACAAGAUGUGGUUAAACAAGAGGAUAACCUCAGGUAUUUGAAAGACAGCCUGGCUGCACUUACUGAAGUAUCAGUGGAGAAGGAAGUAAGAAAGCAAAAUAUUGAUCUAACAAGACUUUCUGACAGCUUCAAAUCUUUCUUGGACUCGCUAGAUGAGACUGAGAAGAUUUUAAACACAGUUGGGGAUUGUGUAGAGUGCAAAGAGGCAGUAAAGAAUGUGCUCAGCGAAUUAGUGACAAGCUCAAAAGAUGUCCAAUCAGAAGCAGAGAAGAUCCUCAACACAGAAAGCCUUGAGGAGGCUCAGGAGCUACUUAUUCGUUAUGAGCAAAAUGUAAAGAAAAUACGUUCAAAGAAACAGGACGUUCAGCUCCAGAUUACUCGUGCCAAACAGAUACAAAUUGAGAAGGGAUUGCCCAGAGAUGUCCAUGAUGAAUUUAUGAAGAUGGAAGCUGAAAUGGAAAAUGUGGAGACAACAUUGGUUCAACAGGAAGAAGACCUAAAGGACACAAUAAAUAAUUGGGAGAAAAUAGAAACUGGAAAAGAGUCCAUUGCCCACCAUUUAAAGCAAAUGGGACCUACACUUGAACGACCCUUGAACUUUGGUACAGUGGACAAUCUAUCACUAGAACUUCAACAAACAAAGGAAAUUUGCAAACAGAGUGAGGAUCUGUCAGUUCAAGCUGAGAACCUGGUGAAGAAGUCAAGUGACAUAAAGCUUGGAGAAAAGAGCAAGCGCCACCUACUGGAGAAAACUAAGACUGUUAAUGAGAAUGCAAAGCAGGUUAAAAAGUACCUAUCUGAGAACAUUACCAAAAUGGAACGGUUAAAGGACAGGUGGCAGAAUUUUAAUCAAGAUUUUGAGAUGCAUGCCACAUGGAUUUCAGAUCAAGAAAAGGAAUUAAGUGACCUUGAACUGUCAAAUAUUUCAGCAGACAUCCAAGUCACUCAUAUCCAGGAAAUACUAAAGGAACUACAGGGGAAAAGCAAUGCAGUGGCAGAUCUUGAAGCCAACAGCCAGUCUUUUGCUGAAUUUAUUAGCUCUCCUGAGAUGACUCGGAUAAGAUCCAGACUGUCACAGAUGGUCAAGGACUGGGAUGGACUCAAAGAACAUGCUCAACGGCUGAAAGAGAGCAUUCUAGGACAUGCCGAACAGCAACAAAAAUUUGAUGAGUCCUUUCAUCAGGUUCAAACUUCUUUGGAGAACAUUGAAGCUUCUCUUGCAUGCCCAGUUAAGAACUGUCCUUCUGCAGCAGAGACAUACAAAGUGUUGAAUCAACAUCAGGAUCUUUGUCAUGAUGUUGAAAGUUUGAAAACCAGAAUCCAUUCUCUGACUGCCGGUGCUCGUAAUCUUACAAAUAAGGAUAAAGCAGUGCAAGAGACCUCAAACCUUCAACAACGAAUUGAAACUGCCUGGACACAAGCCAAAGAGAGACACUCCUUGCUAGAGCAAUUACUAGCACAUUGGCAGAGACAAGAAAAAGAGUUUUCUUCUUUUAUUAUCUGGCUGGAGAGAAACGAAGCAUUGCUCAGUCCUCCACAAGAACUAUUCCCUGCAGACAAAACAAAAAUUGGAGCUGAUAUGCAGGCAGUCCAGGCUCUUCAUGCUGACUUAGCACAAUCCCAGAGGUACACUGUUCUGGUCCAGCUGUCUGCAUCUUUGUAUCCAACCUCCACCGAAAGUGGCAUAGAGUCAAUGAGGAGCCGCUUAGAGGAUCUGUUGCAAAGAUGGAAUAGUCUACCUGAAGCUGUUUCUAAAAGGAUCGGUAUUUUGGAGUCUGUCCUGGGUGAACAUCAGAAAUUUGAUGACAUGUUGCUUGAAUCGUCUCUCUGGAUAAAACAGUUCCUUAGAAAACUUCAGGAAACCGCUGAGAUCAAUACCUCUAAUCAUGAGGCUGCUGUGACUUUAAAUGAGAAACAUAUAGCAGAGAUGAAAAAACAACAAGAGGAUGUCAGUCACCUGAAUGGCCAGUGUGCUAAGUUAUGUACCUUCACCAUUUCAGAAGAUCAUUCCCUUUUACAAGGAAGGAUCAGGGACUGUUUACAGCUGUAUGAAGAAGCAAGCCAAGUCACCGAAAGACGUCAAGAAUCCCUUUCCAAAUUAGGAGACUUCUUAAGAAUAUAUAUGGACUCACUGGGAGUUAUACAGAUCUUAAAAGAAACAGUAGUGGGAGCAGCCAGCUUGGAUAAAGUCAAAUCAGACGCACUUGGGAAAGACUUAAAUGAUGUUUCACAGGACAUUGACAAGAUAACAGCCUUAUCCACAGGUUUAGAUACUGCACUAACAAAAGCACAGUAUAACCUAAAGAACUCAGUUACUGAGCAGAGAACAUCUUGUAGAUCACUGUGUGACAAUCUCAAUCUAGAACUAGAAAAAGUACAGACAUUACUUGGAACAAAGCUAAGUGAGGCAGAGGUUCUUGGAGCUUUGUGGAAAUCAUUUAUUGAUUGCAGAGAGAGGCUGCUCAAGACUAUUGAAGACAUUGAAGAAAAGGCAGACAGUGAGGAGAUGAAAGAGCCAACCCUACAAGCAAUUCAACAAAGGUUGACAUUUUUUAAUGAACUGGAGGAGGAAAUUAACGCAUACCAGCAUGAAAGACAGUGGCUGAUGGACAAAGCAAAGCAGAUUGCUCAGAAGGAUUUAUCUCUGGCAGCUGAAGCAGACAAAGAACUCAAUGGACUGAACAUUACUUGGGAAGAUACUAGGACGCUUAUCACCGAGAGCCAAGAGCAGUGUCAAGCCCUCAUUGAUCUAAUGAAAGAGUACGAGCAACUUAAAUCUGCUAUAAUGAAGGUUUUAGAAAAUGUGGAAAAUAUGAUCACGAUCAAAUCCACGUUAAAAGAUCAAGAGGACAUCCGCCGCACCAUAGCAAAACAUGAAUCAGCCAAGAAUGAAAUCACAGAGAACCAGAAAGAACUUGAAGAGUUCACCAACAAAGGAAAACGUUUACUGGUGGAACUGAAGAGAAUUCAUGGAUGUGACUCAAGACCAGUGAAAAAAGACAUGGACUACUAUGUGGACCAGUGGCUUGAUAUUUUGGAAAGAAUAGAUGAGAACCUGGAAAGACUAAGUGUGAGCCUGGCCUUAUGGGAAGAUGUCUUAAGCAUAAAUGAUGAAAUUGAUGGGUGGUCUACCUGCUCCAUCUCACAGAUGAAUGACAGUAUUACCAACUUGAGCAGCAGUCAACAUCUGAAAGCUUGUCUUGCAGAUUUUCAGGCUGAAGUAACAAACAAAGGACAGAAACUGGAGGAGUUUCAUUGCAAGGUUUAUGAACUCAAAGAGCUGACCAAGAGCCAGGAGCCCCCUUCAGAACUGCAGUUCAUGGAAGCAGAUUUAAGGCAGAAACUGGAGCAUGCCAAAGAAGUUUCCCAAGUGGCCAAGGGGACAUUGAAUGACUUUAGUCUUCAGAAGAUGCAACUGGAAACUUUCGUUGAUCAGAUGACUAACUGGCUUAAUAAAGUUGAAGAAUCCAUUUUAAAAUAUACAAACAGCCAGGAACCUGAAGACCUGAAAAAACUUAAGGAAAUGCAGAAAGAGUUCCAGGCCCAGCAAAGCAGCAUUGACGCAACACAAGAGAAUCUGAACUCUCUGUGCCGACGAUACAGGUCUGCUGAGCUUGAGGCUGUUGGGGUAGCCCUGACUGCACUGAUAAAGAAGUAUGAAGCCACCAACCAGCUCUGCCUUAGAACACAGGCUACUCUGCAAGAGACACUGGAAAAACAAUUUAAUGAUGCUAUGUAUGAAUUUGGGGAAUGGUUUGAAGAAGUAAAAAGGGGGAUUCAAGGCUCUUCAGACUGGUCUGGAGACAGCAAAACUUUGGAGGCCAAAAUACAGCAUUUACAGGAUGUAUUAGACUCAGUCAGUCAAGGUCAAAGUAAAUUGGAUAAUGCAACGGAAAAAGGAGAGAGACUUUACUACUGUUUGCCAAAGGCACUUGUGCUCAGUAUUCAGGAGAAAAUAUCAAAAGCAGAAAAAGAGUUCCAGGGUUUCAAGAAGCAGUGUCUGAAAGACAAGCAGGCUUUAGAGGACUGUGUCUCUGAGCUUGGAAGCUUUGAGGAUCAACAUAAAAAGUUAAGCUUGUGGCUUCAUGAGCUGGAGGAGCGGAUUAGGACAGAGACCCUUGGAGAAAGCAAGCAGCACAUUCCAGAGAAGAAAAGUGAGAUGCAUAAAGUGGAAAUGUUCUUGGAGGAAUUACUGGCUGCACGAGAUUCAUUUGAGAAACUUUGCCAGCGAGGUCAGACCCUCCAUGAAGAUGGCCGAGGUGAUGGUCAAGAAGUUCGUCAGUCUUCCCAGCUUCUCACAACCUAUCAGAACUUGGUAAAAACAAUCAAGGACAAGCUUCGUGUCUGCCAGGUGGCUGUACAAGAGCAUCAGAUUUUUGAAGAAGCAUUGCAAACCACAUGGUUAGGGCUGAAAGAUAUUCAAGACAAACUCUCCACUACAGAAAGCACAGUGGGAAACAAAAGCACACUUGAAAAACGUCAUCUGCAAGUUCAGGAAAUCAUACUAACUAAGGGCGAAGGUGAAGUCAAACUGAACUUAGCUAUUGGGAAAGGUGAACAGGCUCUUAAGAGUAGUAACAUGGAUGGACAGAUGGUAAUCCAAAUGCAGCUGCAGACACUGAAGGAUGUAUGGGGGACUGUCAUCAGCACCGCCACUAGGUGUCUCAGUGUUUUAGAGGCCGUGAUCAAUCAAUGGAAUGAGCACACUGAGAGGAAAAAUCAAAUGGAACAUUGGCUGGAGUCCGUGGAUCAUAAAUUGGAACAACCUCUCCAGCCUCAAAACGGCCUGAAGGAGAAGUUUGGUGUAUUAGAUUACAUUCAAGCUAUCUUAUCGGAUGUAGAAGAUCACUCCACUACGCUGCAUCAUCUCAUUGAAAAGACAAAGGAACUACACCAGAAAACUGAGGACCCUUCCUUCUCUGACAUUGUCCAGAGUGAUCUGAAAAUGCACUUUAAUGACAUCAUGACUGUUGCCAAAGAAAAGAUGAGGAACAUUGAAGACAUAGUAAAGGAUCAUCUGCUCUACCUGGAUGCUGUACAUGAAUUAACUGAUUGGCUGCACUCAGCUAAGGAAGAACUUCACCGCUGGUCUGAUGCCUCAGGAGAUUCGGCUUCCAUCCAGAAGAAAGCCACAAAGAUUAAAGAGUUGAUGGAUUCCAGACAGACCGGAGCUGAACGCCUAAGCAAAGUUGAAACUCUGGCUCCUGCAGUGAAGAAGAACACUACUGCUAGUGGGUGCGAACAAAUAGAUGCAGAGAUCCAAGGCCUGCAAACGGACUGGAAGCAGUGGGAGGAGAGUGUCAAUCAAAGUAAAAACACUUUGGAAACUCUUUCAAGUCAAAUGGCUAUCUCAGAACAGGAAUUCACAUCCCAGGUCUCAAAGCUGGAAGAUGCAGUCCAAGACUUCAGUGUGUUUCUGGAAAAGUGGGCUCAGAAGCUGAUGCAAGCGGAAGGCAAGAAUACAGACAGAGAAAUAGUGGAACACUGGCACAGGCAGAAGGAUGCUCUCAACGCCCUCACUGAAGCUGAACAUAUCACAGAUGACUUAAAAACUCAACUAAAUGACCUCUGCAGAUUUUCAAAGGACCUGAGUGUAUACUCUUCUAAAGUGUCUGCUCUUAUUAAGGAGUACAACAGGGUUUGCUUGCAAGCCUCAAAGGCCUGCCAAAGCAAAGAGCAAACUUUACAGCAGAGAUUCCGCACAGCCUUCAGAGACUUUCAGCAGUGGCUGGUAAAUGCAAAAGUGAUGACUGCCAAGUGUUUCGAUAUUCAUGAAAGUAUUACUGAAGCAUCCGCCAGUCUGGAGAGAAUUCAAGAAUGCCUUUCUGAAAGUGAAAGCGGCCAGCAGAAACUACAAAUAGUGAUAUCUAGAGGUGAACUUUUGUGCAGUAUUAUGCCUGAGGAGAACAUAAAAAAUAUCCAGCAAAAGGUCAAUACAGCAAAAAAUGAUUGGAAGAGCUUCAUCUCCUCUCUACAUCAGAAGGAAUCUGCUUUAGAGAAUUUAAAGGUACAGAUGAGAGACUUUGAAGCAAGUGCUAAGCCAGUUCAGGAGUGGCUCAGCAAUACUGAACGAAUAGUUCAAGACAGUAAUAACCGCCUCCAUGACCUGCCCUCUAAAAGAAAGGAACAGCAAAAGCUGCAGUCUAUCCUGGAAGAAAUAGCCUGUCAUGAGCCACAAAUCACCAGACUAAAAGAAAAAGCUCAGCAGCUAAGGGAAGGACAGUCUGCCAGCAAAACCUGUGCGCACAGGGUGUCUCAGCUGUCUGCUCAAUACCUAGCUUUAAACAAUCUAACCAAGGAAAAAAUGUCUGGGAUGGACCGAAUUGUUGCAGAACAUCAACAGUUUUCGCAGGGCCUGAAUGAGCUUCAGGACUGGAUAAAGGAUUCUAUUCACCUGCUGCAAUCCUACAGUCACCCGACAGCAGAUAAAAGUGUCCUUGACAGCAGAAUGUUCAAGCUGGAGGCUCUGCUACUAGCGAAGCAGGAGAAGGAAAUCCCGAUUCUGAUGAUAAUAACCCGAGGAGAAUCAGUUCUGAGAAACACGUCACCAGAAGGAGCCUCUGCCAUUCAGGACCAGCUUCAAGACCUGAAGGACUCCUGGGCCUCCCUAUUAUCCUCCUGUAUACAGUGUAAAAGCCAACUUGAAGGGGCUCUGUCUAAGUGGACUGGCUAUCAGGAUGAUGUACGUCAGUUCUCCAGCUGGAUGGAUGGGAUUGAGGAUAGAAUGAAUGAUGCUGAAAGGCAGUACAAUGAUCUGAGGGACAAAAUUGCAGCACAGAGCAAAGCUAAAUUAUUGAAUGAAGAGGUCAUAAGUCAUGGGUCUUUGUUGGACACCAUAGAAAAGAAGGGGUCCAGUAUGACAGAACAUUAUGUUACACAGCUGGAGCUCCAGGACCUGCAGGAACGCUACAAGGCAUUACAAGGAAAGACUAAGGAGGCCAUUUUCAAAGUAGAUAAAAUAGUCUCAGAUCAUAAAGAUUAUCAAAAGGGUCUUCGAGUAUUUGAUGAUUGGUUACAAAAAGAGAUUGAGAAGCUGGACUGUCUUGAAUUGUUGGAUGGCAAUACUGAGAUGUAUGAAAGCACUCUUCGGGAACUUCAGGAACUUCAAAUGAGGUGUGCAGAAGGUCAAGCCUUAUUAAACUCUGCACUACACAUACGGGAAGAAGUUAUACCAUGGGGCAUUCCUCACAUUGAAGAUAGGGAACUGGAAUCAUUAAGACAGGACUGGCAAUUGUAUCAGCAAAGACUCACAGAGACCAGAGGACAGAUUAAUGGUGCUCUAAGUAAAUUGAAAUUGAUGGAAAGGAAGUUCCAGAAGACUGAUGAAUGGUUGACCUCUGUGGAAGGAAACGUAAAUAUUAGAACUGGACGCCAGUCAGACAGAGCGACAAAGGAAAUACAGCUGCAGCAAAUGAAGAAAUGGCAUGAGGAGGUGUUAGUCUACAAGGAGGAGGUUGAAGAGGUUGGGUCAUUGGCUCAGCAGGUGUUGGAGGAAGGCCGGAGUAGCAGCAGAAUGAGUAGCGUGGCCACUCUGCUCGCAUCUCGCUAUCAAGCUGUCAGGCUGUAUAUCUUGGAACAAACCCAGUUUCUAGAAGAGGAAAUCAGAAGCAUAGAGGAGUCAGACAUUGCCAUUAAAUCAUAUACUGACUGGUUUGGAGAAGCACAAAACAACUUUAAAAAUGUUACAUCAGACAUGGGAGUCAUGGAUAAGACAGGUCUGGAGAAGAAAAUGAAGAAACUUGAGCUUUUAUUAAGUGAUAUGGAUGUGGGUCAUCGAUUGCUCAAAUCAGCCCGUGAGAAAGGAGAAAGAGUGCUAAACUACUUAGCAAGAGCUGAGGCUGAGCAGCUAGAAAAAGACAUACACAGCCAUGUGGAGAAUUUGGAAGACCUGGCAAGUUCAAUUAGGAAGGAACACACAGCCUUGGAGAAGGGUCUUCAUUUGGCUAAGGAGUUUUCGGACAAGUAUAAAGUGCAAGCCCAGUGGCUAGCAGAAUGUCAGUCAAUUUUGCAAGCUGAUGUGGAGCCCAAAACUGAACUGUAUGAGAAGAAGGCACAGCUAGCUAAAUACAAGUCCAUUCAGCAGACUGUUCUCUCCCAUGAGCCUUCUAUCAAGCUAGUCAUUGAAAAAGGAGAAGCUUUGUUUAGUCUGACCCGGGACGCUACUGCGGGAGACAAAAUUCAGAAAUUGCAAAAAGACUAUCAAGGACUGUGCCACAUGGCAAAGACAAGUGUAGCAGAUUUGGAAGAGAAAGUAAAGGAACAUGAAGCCUACAAUUCGGAGCUGCAGGAUGUGGAGAAGUGGCUGCUUCAUAUGUCAAGCAGACUUGUAACUCCAGAUCUAAUGGAAAGCAGCAAUUUAGAGACCAUUACUCAGCAGCUGGCAAACCAUAAGGCAAUGAUGGAGGACAUUGCUGGUUUUGAAGAACGCUUGAACAGUCUUAGGCUAAAGGGAGAGACUCUGGUUCUUCAUUGUUCUGAGCACCUUCAGGGAAAGUUCAAGCAGAAUAUUCAGGCCCAUUUACAAGGGACGAGGGACAGCUACUCUGCCAUUUGUAGCACUGUCCAGCGAGUUUAUUUAAGUUUGGAGAAUGAACUCCAGAAACAUGUCAGUCACCAAGACACACUGCUGCAGUGCCAGGCCUGGCUGGCCUCCAUGCAGAAAGACAUAGAACCUGGCACCAAAGCUCCUCUCAGUCUGGCGGAGGCAACAAAGCAGGCGAAGCAUUUCAGGACUCUGCAGGAGCAGGCCAACACGUACUUGGAUCUCUUGUGUACUGCUUGUGACUUGUCUGAUGGUCCUGUGAAGAAUGUGGCAAUCAACAUACAGCGAACAAAGCAAACAAUUGAGCAGAGAAUGAUGGUGGCUCAAGAUCUGGCAAACGGCUGGGAAGAAGUUAAACAUCUAAAGGCGGAGCUUCAAGCAUAUUUCCAAGAGGCCGGUCAGCAGAUUCAGAAUAUGAAGAGGAGACGAGCAGAGCUGGAGAUUAAACUGGUACAGAACAUGGUAUCACAGCUUAAGGAAUUCAAUCAGAAGCUUCAGUCUCAGCAAGAUAAGAUUACCAGUUUUACAGAGAAAGUGAACCGGCUGACCAGCGGACAGGAGUCUCCAGAGCAUGCAGACAUUGGGCACCUAAGUAAUCGUUGGCUGGACUUUUGCUUUCAAAAUAACAAUCUGCUUCAGCAGAGGGAGGAGGACCUGCAGAGAACACGUGAUUAUCAUGAUCGCCUCAGCUUGGUGGAUGUUUUUCUGGAAAAACUCACCACUGAAUGGGAUAACUUAGCCAGAUCUGAUACUGAGAGUACAGCUGCACACCUUGAAGCUCUGAAAACAUUGGCCUCUAUUCUUCAAGAGAGAAGGAUUGCACUUGAGGACCUUAAGGAACAAAAGCAAAAAAUAACUGAACAUUUGAAUGCAGAUGACAAAGAAUUAGUGAAGGAGCAAACCAAUCACUUUGAGCAGCGCUGGACUCAACUUGAAGACCUUGUGAAAAAUAAAAUCCAGACCUGUGCUACAACUUUGGAACAGUUAAACUUAGUUAAUUCUCGCCUUCAAGAUUUAACUGAGUGGGCUGAAGAUCAGCAGCCUAGCAUCACAGAGGCUUUGAAACAAAGUCCACCACCAGAACUUGCUCAGAACUUGCUCAUGGACCAUCUGACUAUUUGCAGUGAAGUGGAGACCAAACAACUGUUACUGAAAAACCUGAUUAAAGAUGCUGAUAAAAUUAUGGGCAAUUUAGGACUGAACGAAAGGCAACAGCUUCAGAAGGCUCUAGCAGAUUCGCAGAAACAUGUAGACUGUCUCAGCGACUUGGUCAACCAGCGUAAGAGACAUCUGAACAAGGCCUUGUCUGAAAGAGCACAGUUUUUAAUGGCAGCUUAUCAGGCAUUAAAACAAAUUCAACAGCAUGAAAAGAAAGUUAUGUUUCAAGAAUACAUAUCUCUCCAUCCUGAUGAUGUAACCAAACAAAUCAGGACUUGCAGAAAUGCCCAAGCUGGCUUGAAGGCUUAUCAGGUUGAUAUUAACUGCCUGUGGAACCAGGGCAGGGAACUGAUGAAAGAGGCCACUGAGCAAGAAAAGGUUGAGGUUUUAGGAAAAUUACAAGAGCUUCAAAAUGUCUUUGACAGUGUGUUGCAAAAAUGUGGACAGAGGCUCAUCGAACUUGAAAAGAGCCUAGUUUCAAGAAAGCAUUUUAAGGAGGAUUUAGAUAAGGCUUGCCAUUGGAUUAAGCAUGCAGAUGUUCUAACAUUUCCUGAGAUCAAUUUAAUGAAUGAUGAUUCUGAGCUUUACUCACAGCUGUCCAAAUACCAACAAAUACUUGAGCAGGCCCCAGAGUAUGAAAAUCUUUUACUUUCUUUGCAACAAAAUGGCCAGGAGAUUCUCCCGUCACUGAAUGAGGUUGAUCAUUCUUAUCUAGAUGAGAAACUGAAUUCUUUGCCCCUGCAAUGUAGUUAUGUUGUCAAGUUAGCUAGAGAAAAGCUUGGUAAGGUUCAGGAAGCAAUUAUUAUGCGUAAAGAAUACGUUUCCCUAAUUGAUUUGACAAGCAAGGCUUUAAAAGAAUUGGAAGAUCACUUUUUACUCAUGAACAAAGUUCCUUCCAGUCUUUUAGCUCAGGAAGCAUUGGCACUUCAGCAAAACUGCUCUUCUCUGUUAAAUGAAGUUGUGACCCUUGGCACAGCAGUCAACGAACUUAAUCAAAAGAAAGAAAUUUUCCGUAGCACAGGACAACCAUGGCUUCCUGAAGAAAUGCUGCAAGUUGUAAGCCUGUUUUAUAAGUUAAAAAGAAUGAUAGAGCAGAAAGUUAGCCAGUUGGCAGACAUUACAGAUGCCUAUAGGAGGUACGAAGAUCAUUGUUCAAAGAUGAAUUUAAAGUUUGAGACAAUAAGUAAGGAGCUAGAGCAAGUUAAUGUGGAGACACUUCCAGCUGAGGAUAAGCUGAAAAGUUACCGUACAAUGGCAGCCAAGCUACAGGAUGCUGGAACUCUUCUUAGGCGCAUUACAGAACAGUUAGAGGAGAUGUCCUCAAUGCUGGAACCUUCAGCGUGUGAAUCUGCCGAUAUGCAAGUACAACAGUGGCAUGAAAAGCUAAAGUUAUGGAACUCUGUAGUGAAGGAGAAAAUGGGAGAAAGUGAGAACAGAUUUAUGCAAAGUAUAGACUUUCAUACUGAGAUCUGUCGUAUUCUAGAGUGGCUUAGACAAAUGAAGGUGGAGAUCAAUGAACCUUUGCUAUUGGAUGGGAAACUUGAAAGCAUCCAAGAAGAAAUUAGAAAGUUACAAAUUCAACAGGAGGAAUUUGUGUCAAGUUUAAGAAUAAUAAAUGCACUUUUUCUCAGAGAAAAACAGAAGUAUCUGAAGGCAAAGGAGUUUGUUCCAGCUGAUCUGGAAAACAGCAUGGCUGAGGUGUCUGAACUUGAAAAGGAAAUCAAUGAAGGAAUCACAGGAAAGCAGAUGACUCUUGACAAGAUGUAUAUUGCAAGUCACCGGUACCACCAAGCAGUGCAGUCUGCUUUUGACUGGCUUGAAGAAGCGCAGGAACUACUCCAGCAAAAUGAAAAUGGUGUGGAUAUUGAAAUAGCUGAAGAAAGUCUUAAAGUCUAUACAGAGUUCUUUAGCACAGAAAGCAAAUUCAAUGGACUUUUAGAUGAACUGCGCACUCUGGUGUCUGAGCUUGAACUUUGUGUGCAGAAAUCUGGACAAGAUCAUUUCAAACAAGCUGUAGCUUCACUGAAAAAGAAAGGAAAGGAAACCAAGGAGCAAGCCCAAGCUCAGUUAGAUUUGCUGAGAAGAUGCACUGUCCAGUGGAAUUUAUACCAGGAGGAAAGACACCAGGUUAUUAUAUCUCUGAAUGAGGCUGAGAAGAAGUUGUCUAAGUUUUCUGUGGCUAAAGAUGCUUCAUGUCACAAAACAGAGGAGAAGCUUCUGGCUCACAAGACUUUGGUAACACUGGUGAAUUCCUUUCAUGAGAAAAUCACAGCUCUUGAGGAGAAGGCAUCAGCAAUGGAAAAACUUGGGGAUAACGCCAGCAAAGCAACUAUCAGCAAGUCAAUGACAACAGUGUGGCAGAGAUGGACCAGGCUCCGCAGUACAGCACGUGAACAGGAAAGGAUACUGGAGGAGGCUUUACAAGAGUGGAAAGAGCUCAGUAAUAAGAUACAGGAAUCCACCUUGGCAAUUGAUCAGCUUCAGGAACGCCUACCAGAGAGCUGCACAGAAAAGGCUAUGAAAGCUGAACUGGUUGAGCUACUGGAGAACCAUGAAACCUUUUCUCGUGAGUUGGAGCAGGAGUUCUCUGCAGUCAGUCAUCUUAGACAACAUGCACUGAAUGGUGUCCUGCGAGAUUCUGCAACUGAACCAGCUGCCUUUGAAGACCUGCCAGUCAUUCAAGAAAUGAAAGCCAUGCUUGACAGAUGUUCAAAUAUGCAACAGAAAGUAAAGAAGAGCAAGAAAUUUGUAGAGCAAGAACUGAAGGAACGUGAGGAUGUGGAGAAAGAGCUGAAUGCAGUUAAAGCCUGGAUCAAGGAUACGCAAGACAAGAUGCUGGACCCUGCAUCAGAAAUGGGCAUGCAGAUCGAGGAUUGGCAGGGUCUGCAGGAAGAACUGAAUUCUCAUCGUCGCAAAGUGGAGAAAUUGUCUGAAGAGCAGCAGAACAAGUAUUUGGAGAUGUAUGCCAUUCUGCCAUCUGAAAUCUCAUUACUGCUUGCUGAAGUGGCAUUAGCACUGGCCAGUAUAAAUGAGGAGAUUCAAACGAAGCAGAAAGAAGCACAGCAGAAUCAAGUGCUGUACCAGGAGCUGAGUCAGCAAGCUGCAGAAGUUGAACAAGAGUUGACUGUCAUUUUGGAAAAACUCAAAGAGAAAGCAAGCGAUGUGGCUCAAGCUAGAAAAGAUCACAAGAUCUUAUGUGAGGAGUUAGACAAGUGCAAUAUAAAGCUUGUAGAACUGGAUGCAGCUGUGCAAGACUUUAGUGAGCAAAAUCACACACUGGCAAAGCAGUUGGUGGACAAAGUAGGCGUACUAACUGAAGUGCAACUGCAAGCCAGCAAGGAGGCUGAAUACAAGACAGGCAGAGUAAAACAGGCUGCAAUUCAACUAGAAGAAUACAAUGAAAUGCUAGAAUUUAUUUUGCGUUGGAUAGGGAAGGCAAAAAUAUUAGUACACGGUGCAAUCAUCUGGAAUUCAGCAAGCCAGCUUCGUGAUCAGGCAAUGUCUCAUCAGGCUAUGUUGGAUGAGUCUAGAGAUAUCCGCAGUGAUCUGGAAGCUAUGAAUGAGAAGAUAGACUACUUAUCAAGUGUGCACCAUACUGAAGGAUUGUGUCAGCAAGUAUCAGAACUUGGACGAGAGACUGAAGAACUGCAACAAACAAUCAAACAACGCCUGAUGAGCCUUUAUGAUGCAGCAGAAGAUAUGAGAACGUUUGAGAGUGAAGUGAGAGCUUUACAAACAGCACUGGCACAAGCUCAGUCUACACUUACUUCUCCAGAACUUGGACACCUGAGUCUUAAGGAGCAACUAUCACAUCGACAGCAUCUGCUUUCCAAAAUGGAGUCUCUGAAGCCAAAAGUACAAGCUGUUCAGGUUUGCCAGAGUGCCUUAAGAAUCCCUGAAGAGGUAGUCACCAGUCUUCCUAUAUGCCGUACAGCUAUCAGGCUGCUAGAGGAGACCAGCCGUCUUCAACACACAGCUAUCCAACAGUGCAAUAUAAUGCAGGAGGCAGUAGUUCAGUAUGAACAGUAUGAGCAAGAAAUGAGACAUUUGCAGCAUCUCAUUGAGGAAGCACAUCGGGAACUACAAGAUGCAAAAGUAACAACUAACAACAUCCAAGAACUUCAGAUCCAAAUUAAACGCCAUGAGGAGCUGGCAAAGAAAAUCAAGGGCUAUCAGGACCAGAUAGCGUCGCUGAAUUCAAAGUGUAAGAUGUUAACAAUGAAAGCCAAACAUGCUACAAUGUUACUGACGGUAACUGAAGUGGAGGGACUGACAGAGGGAAUGGAAGAACUGGAUGCUGAACUCCUCCCUGCACACUCUGCUCACCCAUCAGUUGUUAUGAUGACCGCUGGUCGCUGUCACACUCUCUUGUCACCUGUCACUGAGGAAUCAGGGGAGGAGGGUACCAACAGUGAGAUUUCCUCUCCACCGGCUUGUCGUUCACCUUCACCUGUGGCUAAUACAGAUGCUUCUGUUAAUCAGGACAUUGCUUAUUACCAGGCCUUAUCUGCUGAACAGUUGCAGACAGAUGCUGCCAAGAUCCAUCCUAAUAGAGCUUCUCCGCAAGAGAUGUAUGAGUCAGGAAUAGAGACAGCUGCUAACGCCAAAUUAGAUGAUCUACAGCGUUCUUGGGAGACGCUGAAGAAUGUGAUUAGUGAAAAGCAACGCACAUUAUAUGAGGCUCUUGAACGACAACAAAGGUACCAAGAUUCUCUUCAAUCCAUUUCCACUAAAAUGGAGGCAGUUGAAGUUAAAUUAAAUGAGAGUUUGGAGCCUAGCAAGACGCCUGAAAGUCAGAUGGCUGAACACCAGGCUCUUAUGGAUGAGAUUUUAAUGUUGCAGGAAGAGAUCAGCAAGUUGCAAGCUUCCUUUGCAGAUGAGCUAGUAUCUGAAUCUCUGGAUUCAGAAGCUGCUGAUCAGUUAGCUGUGCAAUCAACGCUGACUGUCUUGGCUGAAAGAAUGGCCACCAUCAGAAUGAAGGCCUCAGGAAAACGGCAACUCUUGGAGGAAAAACUGAAUGAACAGCUGGAAGAACAACGCCAUGAACAAGCUCUGCAGAGAUACCGCAGUGAAGCAGAUGAACUGAAUCACUGGGUGCUGGGGGCCAGGUCUACCUUGGAAAAUGUAUUGCGUGCCUUUGAAGAGCCUAUGGAUAUGGAGGCACAACUUAUUGAUUGCCAGAACAUGCUUUUGGAAAUCGAACAGAAAGUGGUGGCUUUGUCGGAACUUUCUGUACACAGUGAGAACUUACUCAUAGAAGGGAAGGCCCAGACUAAGGAAGAGGCCGAACAGUUGGCAAUGAAACUGAGGACUUUGAAGGGCAGCCUCUUGGAACUUCAGAGAGUGCUUCAGGACAAGCAGAUAAGCAUCCAGGCUAAGCUAGCAUGGGGAGAGAUGAAAGCACACAAGAAAGCAGAACAUGGGACAUUUCAUGAAAAGGAAGAAUCAGAGGCAGAGCUGUCAUCGUCACAAAGUCCCAGUGUCCAAGAAUGGCUGGUGCAAACGCGUACAACUCGCUCACUGCAGAAGCAGAAUAGUCUUCAGAAGCAGAAAGAACUGGAACAGGAACUUGCUGAACAGAAGAAAUUAUUGCAAUCUGUUGCAAGUCGUGGAGGUGAAAUCAUAAAUCAGCAAACGGCCACGGAUCGGACAAAUGUCAGUGAUGGACCAGAUUCCCUGUCUAGAGAGUUAGGCUUGGAAGGAGUAAAACCGACAUCUCAAGAUCAGAUGAGAAUGAAAUGGGAGAGUCUGCACCAAGAGCUCAGCACCAAAGAGAAGCUUAUCCACAGUGCUUUACAGCAGGAGCAAGAACAGCCGAUCUUCAGCAAAACAAACAGAAUUAUAUCUGGGGUGCCUUUUUACAAAGGAGACAAGCAAGUACAAGACAAAUCAUCUGUGGUAAAUAUUUUGGAUGGACUAAACCAAGCGCUGGAAGAUGUAUCAUCUCAGACUUUGGUUGGAGAAAAAAAGAUCCUUCCAUUAGAGAAAAAACUUUAUGAUGCCGUCUCAGCUACUUCUACCUGGUUGGAUGAUGUGGAGGAACGCCUUUUUGUACAAACUGCUCUUCAGCCAGAAGAGGCAGAAGCCUGUCUUUACCACCAAGAGACUUUGGCAAAAGACAUUAAAGAAAUGAGUGAAGAGAUGGACAAGAACAAAAAUCUCUUUUUACAAGCCUUUACAAGCACAGGAGACCACCAGGAGAUCGUAGAGGACACGUUGUAUUGUCUUCUGGGAAGACUAAACUCUUUAGAAUCUGUUGUAAACCACAGAUGUAAUCAAAUGAAAGAGAGGUUACAGGAUCUUCUGACCUUCCAGAAUGAUUUGAAGAUGCUGUUUACCUCUUUGGCUGAUAACAAAUACAUCAUACUACACAAACUGGCAGAAGCAGUGGAGCGACCAGCGAAAGAACAGAUGCAGGCGAUUUUACAAGCAGAAGAUAGUUUAAAAGAACUGGAUACAGAAAUUACUGAGCUGAAAAAGCGUGGAGAUAGACUACAGGUGGACCAGCAAUCUGUGCAAGAACUAUCAAAGCUUCAGGACACUUAUGAUGAGUUGAUUAUGAUCAUCAGCUCAAGAAGGGGUGGACUAAAUCAGAACCUUGCUCUCAAGAGUCAGUGUGAACGAGCUCUGCAAGACCUGGCUGACUUGAUUGAAACAGGAGAGGAGAAGAUGUCUGGAGGACAGAAAUGCAUUGUCUCCUCAAGAGAAGAGGUCCACAAUAUGCUUCAGAAGCACAAGGAAUAUUUCCAAGGCUUGGAGUCACACAUGAUCCUUACAGAAACGCUUUACCGAAAAAUCAGCAGCUAUGCAUCUCAUUGGGAGACCCAGCAACACUCAGACUUGAUGACAAGGGCUUCUGCUGUACUGAAACAUGCUCACAAGAGAGGAGUAGAGCUGGAAUACAUACUGGAGACGUGGAUGCAAUUGGAUGAGAAAUAUCAAGACCUGAGCAGACAGCUGGAGUCAGUUGAGAGCAACAUUCCCAUUGUGGGACUUGUGGAAGAAUCUGAGGAAAGACUAAAAGAAAGAAUUCAGUUGUAUCAGUGCUUCAAGUCCAGCUUAGCAGAGUACCAACCAAGACUUUACCAGGUCUUGGAUGAUGGGAAGAGAUUGCUGAUGUCAAUUAAUUGCUCAGAGCUAGAGAGCUCACUGAAUCAGGUGGGAGAGCAAUGGCUGAACAGCACCAGCAAGGUUUCCAAAGAACUGAACCGACUGGAGAAUAUUCUCAAACACUGGACCAGAUAUAAAAAUGAAUCAGCCGAACUUGUUCACUGGUUGCGCUCUGCAAUGGAUAGACUGGAUUUUUGGACUGAACAAUCUGUUACUGUGCCUCAAGAGCUGGAGACAGUCAGAGAUCAUCUGAAUGCUUUCUUGGAAUUCUCCAAAGAGGUUGAUGCCAAAUCCUCUCUGAAAUCAUCAGUACUGAGUACUGGGAACCAGCUGCUUCGACUGAAAAAAGUGGAUACAGCAGCACUUCGUUCAGAACUGGCACAGAUAGAUAACCAGUGGACAGAGCUCCUUACUCAUAUCCCUGUAGUACAAGAAAAACUUCAUCAGCUGCAGAUGGACAAGCUUCCAUCACGUCAUGCCAUAACUGAAGUCAUGACUUGGAUUUCCCUGAUGGAAAAUGUAAUUAAGGAAGAUGAACAGAACAUCAGGAAUGUUGUAGGAUGUGAAGCUAUUCAGGAAUAUCUGCUGAAGUACAAGGGAUUUAAGAUUGACAUCAAUUGUAAACAGCUGACAGUCGACUUUGUGAACCAGUCGGUGCUCCAGAUCAGCAGCCAGGAUGUGGAAAGUAAGAGGAGCGACAAAACGGAUUUUGCUGAGAAGUUGGGAGCCAUGAACAGACGCUGGCAGAUCCUUCAAGGGUUGAUAACAGAAAAGAUUCAGCUGCUAGAUGGGUUGCUGGAAUCUUGGACAGAAUACAGGAACAGUGUGCAGAGUCUAAAAUCUUGGUUUGAGAAACAAGAAAAUAAACUGCAGAAAUACCAGAGCAUCGGAGACCAAGCUUCAGUCCAGAACAGCUUAAAAGAUUGCCAGGAACUCGAGGGGCUUAUCAAGGCCAAAGAAAAAGACGUGGAGAAGGUCGGACAGACUGGACUUUACCUGAUUCAUAAUAAAAAAGAAAAAGUCAGUGCAAUCAUUAUGGACACCCUUGGUGAACUUCACCAGUGCUGGGCUAAUCUGGACUGCAAGGUGUGUCAGCUAAAGAUAUUGUUGCAGUCGGUACUUGAUCAGUGGAGCAUUUACAAGGAGGUUUAUGAAGAUCUGAACAGUUAUUUAAUGGAAGCCAGGUACUCCUUGUCCCAUUUCCGGCUCCUGACAGGAUCCAUGGAAGCUGUCAAAGUCCAAGUGGACAACCUGCAGACUCUACAGGAAGAGUUGGAAAAACAGGAGAGACUUUUAAACAAGUUUGCCUGUGUAUCCAACAAGCUGCAAAAUGAAUGUUACUCCACUGUGGCAGAAACACUGAAGAGCACUUUAAAAGAGGUUACCUCAAGGUGGAAUAGUUUAUUAGAAGACAUUUCAGAACAGCUGCACUCAAGCAAGACUUUGCUCCAAUUGUGGCAGAAGUACAAAGAUUUUUGUACUCAGUGUUUUGCCACUGUGCAGCAGCAAGAAGAUCGCACCAACCAGUUACUGAAGACUGCAACCAACAAGGACAUAGGAGAUGAUGAGAUUGCAACCUGGAUACAGGACUGCAGUGUUCUUUUGAAAAAUCUGGACACAGCAAACAUCUCAUUGGCUGGUCUUUGUGAGAUAGGAGAGCAGCUUAAACAACAAGUGGAUUCAUCUGCAGCUGCAACCAUCUUAUCUGAUCACUUAUCACUGAGCCAACGCUUGUCAGUAUUAGAGCAGGCUCUCCAAAGACAACAGGACAUUCUCCAGGCUGGAGUGUUAGAUUAUGAAACGUUUGUGAGUAGUCUGGAAAACCUGGAAACCUGGAUUGUCGCUGCAGGAGAGGUUUUAAAUGGCCAGGACCCGAACCGCUCAUCAGACCUUUCCAUAAUUCAAGAGAGGAUGGAAGAACUAAAAAGGCAAAUGUUGCAAUUUAGUAGCAUGGGCCCAGGCUUGGAUCGCCUCAAUGAGUUAGGAUACAGAUUACCACUAAAUGACAAGGAAAUCAAAAGGAUGCAGUGUUUAAAUAGAGACUGGACAACGGUAUCAUCUCAGACAACAGAAAGAUUCAGUAAGUUACAGUCCUUCUUGCUGCACCACCAGACCUUCCUGGAAAAAUGUGAGACGUGGAUGGAGUUCUUGAUUCAGACUGAGCAGAAGUUGGCAGUGGAGAUCCCUGGAAACUACCAGAGCCUACUAGAACAGCAGAGAGCUCAUGAGCUAUUCCAAGCGGAAAUGUUCAGUCGCCAGCAGAUUUUGCACUCUAUCAUCGUUGAUGGACAAAGGCUUCUUGAGCAAGGACAAGUGGAUGAUAGGGAUGAGUUUAACCUUAAACUUACCCUGCUGAGUAACCAAUGGGAAGGAGUAAUCCGUCGGGCUCAACAGAGAAGGGGGAUAAUCGACAGUCAAAUACGUCAGUGGCAACGAUACAGAGAGAUGGCAGAGAAGCUGCGCAAGUGGCUGGCGCAGAUGUCCUAUCAGCCAGUGACAGGCCUGGGGAGCAUCCCAAUACCCCUACAGCAAGCCAGGAACCUUCUGGAUGAAGUCCAGCUGAGAGACAGAGUACUGCACAGACAGCAAGGGAGCUACAUCCUGACUGUGGAGACUGGGAAGCAGCUGCUUCUCUCUGCUGAUGGUGGGGCGGAGGCUUCCUUGCAGGCAGAGCUCAUCGACAUUCAAGAGAGAUGGAAGGCCACCACAGUGAGACUGGAGGAACAGAAGAAACAGCUUGCAUUCCUACUGAAAGACUGGGAGAAAUGUGAAAAAGGAGUAGCAGAUUCCUUGGAAAAGCUUAGAACAUUCCGGAAAAAACUCUCUCAGCCUCUACCUGUCCAUCAUGAUGAACUGCAUACAGAACAGAUCAGAUGCAAGGAACUUGAAAAUGCAGUGGAAGGAUGGGUGGAGGAUCUUGUUCAUCUGACAGAACUGAAGGACACCUUUUCACCAUUUAUUAGUGCAGAUGAUAUUUCCAUUCUUAAUGAGCGCAUUGAACUUCUGCAGAGACAGUGGGAGGAACUGUGUCAUCAGGUCUCUUUACGUCGGCAGCAAGUCAGUGAAAGGCUUAAUGAGUGGGCAAUAUUCAAUGAAAAGAACAAAGAGCUGUGUGAGUGGCUGACACAGAUGGAAAGCAAGGUCUCUCACAAUGGGGACAUCAGCAUUGAAGAGAUGAUUGACAAGCUAAGAAAGGACUACCAGGAGGAAAUUGCAGUUUUCCGGGAAAACAAAAUCCAGCUGCAACAAAUGGGAGAGAGAUUGGCCAAGGCCAGCCACGAGAGCAAGGCAUCAGAGAUCGAAUACAAGCUGAGCAAAGUUAAUGACAGAUGGCAGCAUCUUCUGGACCUUAUUGGUGCAAGAGUGAAGAAACUGAAGGAGACCUUGGUUGCAGUGCAGCAGCUGGAUAAGAACAUGAGCAGCCUAAGAUCAUGGCUGGGUCACAUAGAAUCAGAGCUGUCCAAACCUAUCGUGUAUGAAACCAGCGAUUCUGAAGAGAUACAAAGGAAACUAAAUGAGCAGCAGGAGCUCCAGAGAGACAUAGAGAAGCACAGUACGGGAGUCGCAUCAGUUCUAAAUCUCUGUGAAGUACUUCUACAUGACUGCGAUGCUUGUGCCAAUGACAGCGAAUGUGAUUCCAUCCAGCAGGCCACCCGCAGUCUAGACCGCAGGUGGAGGAACAUCUGUGCCAUGUCUAUGGAGAGGAGACUCAAGAUCGAAGAGACAUGGCGGCUUUGGCAGAAAUUCCUGGAGGACUUUUCUCGCUUUGAAGACUGGCUGAAAAUUUCAGAACAGACAGCUGCCCUCCCCAGUUCUUCUGGUGUCCUUUAUACAGUGGCGAAGGAAGAACUGAAGAAAUUUGAGGCUUUCCAAAGACAAGUUCAUGAGAGUCUUACUCAGCUGGAGCUCAUAAAUAAACAGUAUCGCCGCCUGGCUCGGGAGAACCGCACUGAUUCAGCAUGUAAGCUAAAACAAAUGGUCCAUGAAGGCAACCAAAGGUGGGACAACCUACAGAAGAGAGUCACAUCUAUUCUCAAGAGGCUGAAGCAUUUUAUUGGCCAGCGAGAAGAAUUUGAGACUGCACGAGACAGCAUCUUGGUGUGGCUCACAGAAAUGGACCUUCAGUUGACAAACAUUGAACAUUUCUCUGAGUGUGAUGUUCAGGCAAAAAUCAAACAGCUUAAGGCCUUUCAGCAAGAGAUAGCCCUAAACAAUUCCAAGAUUGAUCAAAUUAUUACUCAGGGAGAACAACUCUUAGAAAAGAGUGAACCUCUUGAUGCUGCUGUUAUUGAAGAAGAACUGGAUGAACUGAGGAGGUAUUGCAUGGAGGUCUUUGGUCGUGUUGAACGAUAUCACAAAAAGCUCAUCCGUCUUCCGUUGACAGACGAUGAGCAUGACUUCUCUGACCGAGAGGUGGAUAUAGAUGAAUCAAUGGACCUGUCUGAUCUGCAGUGGCACACAAAGAAUUCAGGUGGCAUCCUGUCACCUCUGCCUUCUUCAAACCACUCACUGUCUCUAAUUGUUCCAAUGAGGAGUGAAAGAUCAGGGCGGGAUACACCAGCUAGUGUGGAUUCUAUACCAUUGGAGUGGGAUCAUGACUAUGACCUCAGCCGGGAUUUAGAAACAGCAGUAUCUCAAGCAUUGCACUCAGAUGAUGAAGAUGACAAAAAUUACUUCCUUCAAGGAGCAACUGGUUUAACUGGGUCUGGUUUGUUAGAAUCACAGAUCCGUCAGCUAGACAAAGCACUGGAUACCAGCCGCUUCCAUUUACAGCAGACAGAGAAUGUCAUUCGCAGCAGAACCCCCACUGGACCUGAACUAGACUCAAGUUACACAGGAUAUAUGAAGCUUCUUGGAGAGUGUCGAGGCAGCAUAGACACUGUGAGAAGAGUAAGUGGAAAACUCAAAGAAGAAGAAGAGAAACUCUCAGGUUUCAUUAACCUUAAUAGCACAGAAACACAGUCCGCUGGUGUUAUCGAACGAUGGGAAUUAAUUCAUGCACAGGCUUUAAACAAGGAACUACGAAUGAAACAAAAGCUCCAGCAGUGGCAACAGUUCAUGUCAGAUCUGAACAACAUCAUGGAUUGGUUGACAGAAACAGAGGAGGAGCUUGAACAGCUUCGCCGUCUUGAUAUCAGUACAGAUAUCCAAACUAUAGAACAAAGAAUCAAAAAACUAAAAGAACUUCAGAAGGCUGUGGAUAGUCGGAAAGCUAUUGUGCUGUCCAUUAAUCUUUGCAGCUCCGAGUUCACUCAGGCAGAUACUCAAGAGAGCAAGGAGCUUCAAGAGAGCCUGAGCCAAAUGAACCUGAGAUGGGACCGUGUGGGCAGCACAUUAGAAGACUGGCGCUGUUCACUACAGGAUGCUUUAAUGCAGUGCCAGGACUUCCAUGAAAUGAGUCAUGGGUUACUGCUUUGGCUUGAAAACAUUGAUCGAAGAAGAGGUGAACUCCUUCCUAUCAAUCCCAGCCUAGAUAGUGACACUCUUCAGGAUCAUCUCAAGCUGUUAACGCAAAUCAAGCGUGAACUGCUCGAGUCUCAGCUCAAGGUGGCAUUACUGCAAGACAUGUCCUGCCAUUUGAUGGUCAAUGCAGAGGGCAAGGAUUGCCUUGAAGCCAAAGAAAAGGUACAUGUCAUUGGGAACAGGCUCAAAGUGCUCUUGAAGGAAGUCACUCGUCACAUCAAAGAAAUAGAGAAAAUAUUAGACAUUUCAAGCAAUCAGCUGGAAUUAUCAUCAUGGUCUUCGGCAGAUGAGUUAGACACCUCCGGAUCUCUUAGUCCUGUGUCUGGCAGGAGCACCCCCAGCAGGCAUAGAACGCCACGGGGCAAAUGUAGUGUCUCACAGCCUGGACCCUCUGUCAACAACCCACCUAGCAGGUCCAAAGACGAUGGCUCAGGUUCCUACCUUUCUGAAGCUAAUUUAGCUCAAAAACACCAGUCGUUCUUCCUCCGAGUCCUCCGAGCUGCAUUACCACUUCAACUUCUUCUGCUGCUUUUGAUUGGUCUUGCUUGUCUUGUACCAAUGUCCGAAGAAGACUACAGUUGUACUCUGUCCAAUAAUUUUGCAAGAUCCUUCCACCCAAUGCUCCGUUAUACUAAUGGACCACCCCCUAUAUGAAAACUCUGGCAGAAACUUGUCUGGAAGACAUAUGAGCUGUUACCAGCUUUUAAUUGCACUUAAUGUGGCAGCUUUUUUUUUCUUAAUUAACCUAUAAAAUUAAAGCUCUGUUAGAGCCCCUGCAGUAUUGAGUACAGUAUGAUGUGCUUCAAAAUCCAAUCAUCAAGUAACCGAG